UGUUCCCCCCCAAAAAAGAGAGUGUCAGAUGAAGGCCAGCUUUGAGCUCGUGCGCACUGAAACAACUUGGGACGCAGGCAGGUGGUUGCGGGACGGUGUGACGACGAAGCGCCUGGCGGACUUUCAUUCCCAGGACGUACCUCGUAACUCGGACAAAGGAAUUCAUUGAGUCGGCAGCUCCGUUUUUUGGGGGGCAGCCAUUCCUCCCUGUGAGCACACGUUAUGGAAGGACGGACCCUGAACUAAAAGGAGACCCAAACCACGCAGCCGCCCCCCCCGAAAACAACCCCGAACCUCCAUCGCCUCUUUCGGAAUGAAUCUUCUCGUUUGAAUUGGGUGAAAUGCCUUGACCAUUCCCCCGCCGUACCAUGGCAGGUUUAGUCUCCCCUGCGGGUUUGGUGGAGAUGCUCAAGACUCUCAUGCGUGCCCGUGGCCGGCGUGCACUGUUUCUCGGGAUGUUUACAGUGUUGGUGUCGGUGAUCGCUGCCGACUCACAUGUUGCAGAUGAUCUUCUGUUGGCCACUACAAAGCCGCCCAUGGGUGUUUCAGAACAUGGUCGAAGUUCAACGGCGUUCAAACCAUCAGCCUUACCGGCCUCAUAUUAUUCUGCCUUUGCGAGCCCGGACUCACCUGUUGCCCUGCCAUCCAUUUCUGAACCAAACCUUGUAGGCAGGGAUGUCGACAUCACACUUUUUGCUUUUGAAAACUCCUUCCCAAGAAGUGAAGUCCCUGAAGAAGAACCACAUCCUCUUGCCACUCCUUCAUUAGGCCCCUCUGAACCUAUAUCAGAGUCUAGUCCACAAUUUGAGGCAGCUACAUUUUUCACUGAAUGGAAGUUGGCCAAGGCAAAGUUGUCCACGCAAUCUUUCCACCUCUCUCCAACUCCUCUGAGAUCCAAGCUGAAGCCUCAGGCAAUUGUAUCCAUGGCGCCCUUAAGCCCCACUACUUUUACAACGCCAACGUCACCUCAGUUCAACCCUAAAUCUGAUCAAAAACCCAUCAGCCUGCAGCAGGGGGGUGCAUCCGAGCAAACGACCAUCGUGACCUCAUUUCCUGCUCAGCCUCUCGAGCAGCCUGAACUGCCUUUCGCUGACUUUGCGGCAGAUGACCCUCAUAGUAGAAUCCUAGAGGCCCACAGCGGCGCCCCCGUCAAGGACAACCAACCAACACGGGACACGAACAUGCUACCAAACCCGGAUAUAAUUCUGGCCCCCGGCUACAAUGUGCCUUUCAUCGACCCCCACCCCACAUUGCUUUCAUCUGAACCCACUGAGGUCCCUCCAGAGGACUUCUACCCCACCAACUCCAUGGAAGUGGACUGGGGAUCUGGAGACUAUUUGGAGACAAUGUCCUUCCUGAAUGCCGAUGGGGAGGACUACCCCCUGGCCACGAGGGUGCCCUCCGACUCGUACGAUCCGGAGGACUAUACGGAAAGCUAUGACACAUCCUUCCCUCCCAGAGUCGGCAUUUUCCCUUCGUCUCUGCAACCUCUCGAUGCCUCGCGUACCGCCACCCUCACCACGGCCUACAACGCCAUCUUUCCGCUGAAAUCCAUUGAUCCCUCGUCAUUGACCUCUGCGAUUCACUAUACCCUGGACCCUACUCCCAGAGCUAACAGCGAGGUACCCGACGCGUCCGACAUAAAUUUCCCACAUUCUUUCACAAUUCAACCGACGGAUGUCCUCUUACCUGAUAUGAACAGCAUGGAGUAUUACGUCACUCAAUUGACUAUGGAGAAGGACGGUUCCGACCCCGAAGCUGAGCGCAGCAGGAACGUUACCAUGGUAUCAGUCGGUGCUGCAGACAUCGCACCCUCAGGCAGCAUCACGGAAGACACCAACUUAGCGGAGGACGGGUUCUCCAGUGAUCUAUCGGGGUUCGAGCCUAGAGACGAGUCAUCGACAACAGAGGAGAGUCCUCAGCUGAUCAACGCCACGCAUUCUUUUCUGGAUACAUCCAUAGUCUCAUCCAACUUAUUUGAUCCAUCUGCUUCAGUUUGGGGGGGUCAAGUGCCCACCACGGAGUGGUCUGUUGGCCUGCUACCCAGUGCCACGCCUUCGCUGCCAGAGGAUGUCCUGCUGUCCACCUCUCUGACAGAUGUCCAUUGGUUUGUUACAGAGUCCUUCCCAUCAAGCACCACUCCUGUCUUAACUGCAACCGUAGGCCCCCCCGACACUCCCACCGAACUUCCUGCCAACACCACAGCUGGUACGGCAGAAUUAACUCCCCAAGAGCCCACCGAACAAACUUUCAAUAUCACUUCAGUGUCAACUGAGCCCAUAUCUAACUCUACUUUGGACCCCCCGGUCGUGUUGGGCGAUCAGGGGGUGACAGAAGAUCAGGUUGACAUCCCAGCCACAAUGACCUCGAUCCCGACUGGCAGCGAAGCUAAGACCCACUCCGCUGUACCCGAAACCACAGCUGCCACCACUACUUCUCAUCAAGCCACAACUAGAGCUACUGGCACCGCCGAAGCCUCAACUAGUGUCAACGUCACCACCGCCACCAGCGAAAGGAACAUGACGACAACAACGGCAACGACAGCAGCGCCACGACCAUACCUCUGCCACCCGGAGAGGCCUGCUUAUUUAAUAAAGAUUGGUUUUCCUUCUGGGGCCACUGUUGGAUACGCCAAAUCUCAAGUGAGGGACAUUCUCAAAGGUGAAUUCAACAAGUCUAUGGAGCUCCAGGUUGUGGAUUCCCCUCCAAAGUUUGUGUUCCGGGUAGUGUCCGGUCCAGUUGUGUACACGGCUAUUUCUGUCGUCAAUGCGCUGCGGAAGUCCGGGCGCGGAUUCCUGUCUCUCUCUCCCAACUGGACAACGCCAGACCGUAAAUAUCAAGUCCACGCAGUGCUGCAGUUUGUUCCCGGUCACGUAGACGUGCGCUUCUGCAACUUCAGUGAGAGUGUUGAGACAGGUUUGACCAUGGCCUUUGCGGAAGUGCGUCGGCGCUCAAAAGAAACAACCAACUUCACCGUGCAGGUUCUAAACAUCACCAUGGCCGCUCCUAAGUAUCAGGAACGAAGAUUGGUGAGGCAACCAGUGGACUUGAUCUUCACAGUGCACAGUUCAAGGGGUUAUCUGAUGGGGUCAGAGGUCAGCAAUGCCCUGAUGAAGCUCACCAUGGUGGAAUUCAGCUAUUACAUGGGCUUCCCUGUACUGCAGAUUGCAGAGCCUUUCCAUUAUCCAGAGUUGAACACCAGCCAGCUGCUCCGCUCCUCCUGGGUCAGAACAGUGCUCCUGGGUGUGCUUGACCAGACAGUGGGUGAGAGGACCUUCCAAGCUAACAUGGAGCGCCGGGUGGCCAUGUUGCUGGGCGAGGCAACGGGAUUAAUCAGACGCGUCAGGAGAGCCACGCUAAUAGGCAACAACAGCAUUCAGGUUGUAAGUGCGAGCCGGCUGGUGGGUGAGGACCGUCCCCUGGAGAUGGUGUAUUUUGUGGAGGCUCCUGGUGGUCAGAGGCUGCCUGCAGCUCAAACAGCCAACCUGCUCAACAGCCUCGACGUUCAAAGGGCUGCCAUCGUUUUAGGAUAUCGUGUCCAGGGCAUUUUGGCACAGCCUGUGGAGAAGGUGGUGCCCUCGCCCUCCGACGCCGAGAGCACCAACGCCUGGAUCGUCGUCGGAGUCGUGAUUCCCGUCCUCGUCGUCGUCGUCAUCCAUUCCAUCCUGUACUGGAAACUGUGCCGCACGGACAAGCUGGAGUUCCAGCCCGACGCCAUGACCUCCAUCCAGCAGAGGCAGAAGUUGCAGGCUCCCAGUGUGAAAGGAUUUGACUUCGCCAAGCUCCACCUUGGCCAGCACAGUAAGGAUGACGUCAUGGUGAUCCAGGAGCCUGUCCCGUCAGGGCCCGGCCCCCUGUCCCUCAAAGAUGGCCUCAGCCCGUCUGAGAACGGGGAGAUCACCACACCCGUGUCCAAAACCUCCACCAAGGCGUCCCGCAGCGGCCGGAGACGAGAAAGGAUCUCGCCAUCCGACGGGGACUCUGUGGUAAGUGACCGUUCCAGCGAGCGGGAAUCGGCUGAGGAGAACCCGAGGGGCCAGGCCACGCCCAGCGACAGCAAGCACAACCGCAAGGUCCCCAUCAAUGUUUUAAACGGUCCUCCUCCUCUGAAUGGCAAAAAUGAGCCGCUGUCCUCGGCCUUCAUCUUUGAGCAUGUUGAUCGGAUGGCCCGUGCAACGGAUGCCAGCAGGAGGCUCCCUAACAAAAUCCAGCUGAUUGCCAUGCAGCCCAUGCCUGUCCCACCACUGCACAGCCCGCCCAUCAGCGGCAAACUGUCCGACACCAACCAAAUCAACAAAGAGAUCCAGGUCGCAUUGAGGCACAAGUCAGAGAUAGAGCACCAUCGUAACAAGAUCCGUCUGCGGGCCAAGAGGAAGGGCCACUACGACUUCCCUGCUAUGGAGGACACGACGAGUGGCCUCGGAGACGCAAAGGACCAGGAUCGCAUCUAUCAGAAGGCCCAGAUACAGAUCGAUAAGAUCCUGGACCCCGAUUCCCAGAUGCCCCCCUUCUUCAUGGAAUCCAAGAAAAGCAGUCGUGGGAGGCGUUCUCCCAAACAGAGAAUGAAGGAGCAGCUGAAUGGAGGCCUAAUGGAGGCGGACAAAGACCACCUCAUCACUGACGACAGCGAUGCUGUUUACAGGAAGUGUCCUGGAGUCAACAACGUGGCCUACAUAUCGGACCCCGACCAAGGCCCAGGGUCCCCUCACAGAAGCCCCUCCCCCACCGACGACGUCUUCCUGGGUCCCGCUUCCUCUCCUCCGGGGCACGCCCCUCCCCCGCCCCCCUACAUGACUCCGCAGCCUUCCAUUGAGGAGGCGCGGCAGCAAAUGCACUCGCUGCUGGACGACGCCUUCGCCCUGGUGUCGCCGACCUCCCAGGGCAGCACGGCCGGGAUCACCCUCCCUGGGGUCAACACCAACCCGCCCCUGUGCAGCCCUCCAGGCCGCGGCCCCAGAGCCUGGGGUCCCUCUUACCAAGCUCCGGGUGCUUUCCCCGGGAGGUUCACUAACUUGUCCCCAUCUCCUGUCCAAGGCCUGACACCAAGGCAGAGCCGUGGCUCGUGCUACCUGCCGGCAGGAGAAACUGCAGGUCAGUGCGAGCAGCCGCAGCCAGAUAGCCUGUACUCCAGCAGGGGCCUCUACGCCGAUGAGCUGCCUUCGUCUGCCAGGCCGCGACCAGUGGGCGGAACCACAGGCGCCCAGCUCCACCAUCUUACACAGGUGGGGUUGUCCAGCCGUUUGAAUGGUUACCCAGCGGGGGUGAGGGCGACCCCUGGGCAGAACGGAGGCCUCGGCUGGAACCACUACCACGGGGACAACUUCUCCAGGACGGAGCCGGAGAAAGAUGCAUUCCUGGAGUGUCCUGACUACACCUCCUCCUCUGUCUUCCAGGCGCCCAGAGGUGGUAUCAGGGAGCCUUCCGCGCCCCCCGUCCACCUCGACUCCCCGGUGGUGGGAUAUCUGUCUGCCCCACCUCCCCUGGAUACAUCUCCUCCCAACCACUCCUCCGCCUCCCUGAUAAAGGCCAUCAGGGAGGAGCUGCUGCGACUCUCCCAGAAACAGGCCGCUGUGCCCAGCUACCACAGCUGAAGCCCCGCGGCGUCCGAGGCUCUGACCAGUCACGCCACUGACCCCCACCAUCCUCCCCUCCCCUGCCCGCCUGUUUUUUGCCUAAUCCUGAAACUUACUUCCCGUGGAAGUCUCCAAGCGUGUACAGCAGAGAUAGUUGCUGCUACGCUGAAGAGGUGGCAAGGAAAGAGGAGAAAGAGGCUGUUAGUACAGACCAUGCAGAGCAUAUCAACUGCCGUGCGUCAGAUCAGAGACGGUGUCAUGUGAGUGAGGAACCAUAAGGACAGUACAUGCCGGACACGCGUCGCCCCGGACCCCGUUGUGGGUCACGGAGCUGUCAUGCCUCGUCAUGGAGUGCCGUGGUCCAAGACCAAGUUUGCGAUUUUUGCUGCAUUUAUUCAGACUCAGUAUUCUGUGUCACACUUUCAUUCUCAUGCUGCCUUCACUAAACAGGAACACCCCCUUUCCUGUGAUUUAGGGAUGUUUCCUUUUUUUAAACAUUACUUAAACUACCCUACAGGUACCUUUUGGUGUUUCCUGAUGCAGGCCUCAACCUCUUCAUCCCCAUCAGGUGCUACUUCAUGUUUCCUGCCAUGAUGAGCCAUGCUAUGCCUUGACACUGUGACGGAGUCCACCCGACCCAGUCUACUGUACAAGCCUACAGUGAGGUCAAAGUUCACAGCCAGCCGGUUCAGACAGCAGGCACAAAGUGGCAGCCCCAGAGACUCUCAUAUAAUAACCAACCAAACAACCAAUAACGCUUAUUAACACUACCUAGUCUUUCCGUACUUUUAUUCUGGACGACUUCACUUGAAUUCAUGUGCUGUGUUGUAUUUUAUUAGCUAACAGACGCCUAGAGAAACAUGACAAAGAUGGCCUUGAAAUCACAUGUGAUGAUUUCAAGGCCACGUGAUGGAGGGAAAGACCAGUAUUCUGUUUUGCUUUUAACAUGAACCUGUAUUUACUUUGUACUGAGCUACCGUCUCUGUUUCAUGCAGUAUUCCACAUCCUCUUUGCCUUUUUGUGGGCACAGGAAGGGAAGGGUACUGUAUUUGUUGUCAUUCAUGGUUUACUUCAACCAGUCAUGGUGUGUUUUUCUUUAAAAAAAUGUCUUUGGAUUUGACUUUGCCUCAUGCCAUUUUGUUCCUCUUGAAUCUAUCUUAGUCAUCGAACUGGUUGGAAAACAUUCUAGGUCCCUUUUUUUGUUUGUUUUUUACACAUGCCCCCAACAUGGUGUGUUUUUUUUCGUGGGGACUGAAGUGAUAUUUUAUUUAAAUAAAUAAACGAGAAGAUGAAUGAUUGCAAAGCAUGCCUUGAGAAUAUGUUUUCAGCAGAUUAUAAACCUUUCUACAUGUUACAGAAGCAUUUUUGUUUUUCACUGUGUUGUGCCUUUCGGACCUUUUGGAAGAGGUUUACGGAAUAUAUCUCUACAUGUGUUCCGUUUCAUAGUACCAAAGGUUACGAUGCAGCCUAAAAGACUCAGACGGUCCAUUGAUGCAGGGAGACUCUGGUGAUCAUGUCAUGUUUUGUGUUUCACAAUGUGUGCCUCCAUCUGCUGGUUCUGUACUGUAACAACAACCCACCCACCUUUUUGUUCAUCUUUCAUUCCCGUGAUAAUCUUUCAUCUGUUUCUACUUCUUAUAUUUUGUAAAAAAAGGACCAGUUAGCUGGCCCAACUUUAUGUUUAAGUUGAUGUCGCAUGAUUAAUUAUUGUAUUUCUUUCUUUGCUUUUGAGCACGCUGUUCCAAAAUUCUUGAAAUACAAAAGAAACUGUCACUCAA
Molecule: messenger RNA, 7351 nt
Organism: Gasterosteus aculeatus aculeatus (three-spined stickleback)
Lineage: Eukaryota; Metazoa; Chordata; Actinopteri; Perciformes; Gasterosteidae
Product: UPF0606 protein KIAA1549-like
Source: RefSeq, a predicted model, not a curated record